Sitodiplosis mosellana (orange wheat blossom midge) is the source of this 6625-nucleotide messenger RNA. RefSeq lists its product as uncharacterized. Gene Ontology annotation, cellular component: microtubule. Gene Ontology annotation, molecular function: plus-end-directed microtubule motor activity; microtubule binding; ATP binding. The record is from RefSeq and is a predicted model, not a curated record. The transcript is spliced from 10 exons. Gene Ontology annotation, biological process: mitotic cell cycle; microtubule-based movement. Lineage: Eukaryota; Metazoa; Arthropoda; Insecta; Diptera; Cecidomyiidae. The coding region runs from base 375 to 6425 and encodes 2016 amino acids.
GCACUCUCUUCAAUUUGAAUUCGGAGUAUGUGUGCGAGUGACAGAACAUCAUCGGAUUGCUUGAAAUAUUUGCCUCCUCUGCACUUAGUACUGAAUUUCAAAAUUUACCAGUCGCAUCAACAUUCCAUUCGCAGCAACCGUUUGUGCAACAGCACUUUCUUUCUAAUGUACAAGUCAUAAUAUUAAGUUUAAGUUUUUUCCAUGUCUACAACCCCGUUGAAUAUUUUGAAUAUAUAGAGUUUAAGUGAAUUCAGUAUUAUCAUUGGUAUUUUGUUUCGAGUAUUUUUUGUUGCUGUUGUAAAUAUCUAUUUUUAUUGGCAUUUGAACGAAUUGAUCUGCUGGAUUUGUUAUGUUGGAAUGAGCUAAAGUUGAACAUGACAAACACCGACUCAAGAGAUAAUUUCAAAGUGGUAAUCAAAUCGCGGCCACUUAUAAAACGCGAAAAAGAGGCACGUCAAACGAGUCAGUGGAAAAUCGUCGGUGACACAAUCGAAGGUUUGAAUCCAUUGUGUUCACAACGAUACACAUUUGAUCACAUCUAUGAUGAGAAUGCGUCGACACUGGAGUUGUACAACGCUGUUGCCCGCCCAAUCGUUGAAAAGUCAGUCAAAGGAUUUAAUGGCACAAUUUUCGCAUAUGGGCAAACAUCUUCUGGCAAGACUUACACUAUGCUCGGUGAUAAAAGGAAUGUUGGGGUCAUUCGAUUAGCUGCAAGACAGAUUUUCGACGAUAUCAUGUCCGCGACUGAACAAAUGGGUCGAACAUUCAUUGUUAAGGUUAACUAUCUCGAAAUAUACAAUGAAAAGGUGUACGAUCUGUUGAAUGACCGAAAAGAAAUCAAAAUUCAAGAACUUCCGAAUGGAGAAUUGAAAUUUGGAUGUACUGGUCAAAAGGUAAAAUGUGAUGAUGACCUUUUGAAGCUGGUUGAAGCUGGUAACAAUCAUCGCAAAGUUGCUGAGACAAAUAUGAAUGUUCAAUCCAGUCGAUCACAUGCAAUAUUGCAAAUCGGCAUUGAAUCAGUUUUGGAUUGCGAAGGCGCAUCACAGGUAUCAGUAUUGAAUUUGGUUGAUUUGGCUGGAUCUGAGAGAGCUGAUUCAACUGGCGCCACUGGUGAACGUCUCAAGGAAGCUGGUAAUAUCAACAAAAGUUUGUUGACACUCAGCAUUGUCAUCAAUAAGCUGAGCGAAGAUCCGGACGGCCACAUUGGCUACCGUGAUUCAAAACUAACUCGCAUACUACAACCUUCACUUGGUGGAAAUGCUAUGACAGUCAUGAUCUGUGCCAUAACACCAGCUGCAGUCGAAGAAACGAAUCUCACUCUUGGGUUUGCCACACGAGCCAAGAAAAUUGAGAAUAAACCAGUUAUAAAUGAAACGGUCAGCGAUGCUGUCGAAGUAAAACGCGCUAAGAAGCUUAUUGUAAAGCUCGAAGCACAACUGGCGGCUCAAUCGCAAGAGAUUGCCAACUACCGUAAAAAAGAAGAAGAACUAACCGUUAUCAAAGAGCUGAUAAUCCAAGGACCUAAGAAGGUACCGAUGAACCGACGCAGGACUUGGGCCCCUAACUCUAAUACAUCGCAGUUGCGAAGCAUCAAUGAAGAAAUGGAAGCGGCAGAAAAUGAGAAAAAAUCGAUGUGCCAAUUGAUGUUUAGUGAUAAGGGUCGUCGAGUCGAGUGCACGGAGGAGGAGUGGGGUUCAAUUUUGAAUGACACUGUAGGCAAACAGAUGAUCGAUUUCGAUGAAAAUGAAUGUGAAUCAGCACCAUCUGCACUUAAAUUCCACCAUCAGAGACUACUGAAGUCAGAGGACAUCGAACAGGACACAAACACAACAGUCAAAACACCAAAUCAUCCACAGGCUCGACGAUCACUACUCAAAACACCAAAAUCAGUCAAACAUAUAUACCGAAAUAAUGACGCACCAACAUCUUCACAAGUUGCCAGUCCGAUUGCGCUGGAUAAAGAUAAUCGAAUUCGAAUGCUUGAACAGGAACUAGAAGAACUGCGACAUUUUCAGCAAACAGAAUCAAUGGUUCGUUCAUCCCAUGACGAUUCAAUGCAAGCUGAACUCGAAGAAAAAUCCAAAGAGAUCGCACAAUUAAAAAAACAAUUGGAUGAAACUCACCGAAAAGUGAGCGAUUUCGAAAGUCAAUUAGAAUCGGCGCAACGCGAGGUUAAAGAUGCCAGAAAAGAGCGGGGGUUGGCCCUUGAAGCCAAAGUGCUAGCUGAGCAGAUUAUGACGAGCAUCGAAUUCGAGUACGAACAAUAUAAAGCUCGUGCCAGUCGUCGAGAAAACGAAUUGGUCGAACAACUGGAAAGUGUUGGCAAUGAUGAGGCAAUGAAAGUGCUCAAAGGGAAACUGGCUAAUAUGACAGAAAAAUCAAACUCAUUGGAGACUCAGUUGUGGCAAGACGCUCAGAAGCAUAGCGCUGAGGUCGAAAAACUAAAUACAAAGAUCACUGAAGAGCAAGCAAAGCACGAUCGUGUCAAAAAACUAGAUGAAAAAUUGAAAAAUCUUCAAAACGAAUAUGAUGAUGUAUCCGUUCAAUUGGUGGACAACAUUCAAGAAAAUGAUCAGCUCAAGAACCAGUGCAACGACAUGAAAAGGACCAUUGAAAAACUGAAUGAGAAAAUCGGUGAGCUCAACAAGGAAAAUGACGAUUUGAAAGUUCAACUGUCAGCAGUUAGUAUUAAUGUUGAAUGGGAAGCUGAUCUCCAGAAGAAAAACCAGGCACACCAAUCACAAAUGCAGCAGAUAGAAGAGAAGCAUCAUAAAGAAAUGGCAGCUCUGAAAGAACAGCAAGCAUCUCAAUCGGUUAAUAUCCAAAAAUUUGAACAAACCAUUGCGGAACAAACAAAUGAAAUCAAGAAAUUGGAGGAAGAUCACCGUGUGCAAGUGGAGACUUUGACACAAAAACAAUCGGCGCUGAUUCAAGAGCUCGAACAAGACAUUUCUGAUCAGAAAGAUGAAAUUUUCAAUAUCAAAACGGAGCAUGAUGAUUUAUUGGCUUAUUGUAACAAUCUUGAGCACACGAAUACACUUCUUGAGAAUGCUUGUACACAUGCUCGAAUGACUGUUGACAUAUUUAUGAAGGAAACAGAAUUGUUACGCAAAGGAUACAACGAUUUGAAAAUGAGCACGGCCGUACAGGAGCUAGAGCACUUGAAACUGCAGCGAACCAUCAGUGAAUACGAUGAAACUAUCAAUUUCAGCGUAUUCAAUGAAACAACGUCCAAUUCUACGGCGAACCACACACAGUCGAUUUGCAACAACACUCAAUCGAUGUCUAACAAUACUCAACACAUCACAAACUCAACUUAUAGUGAGAAGGAAGACAGCUCUGCAUCAAACAAUCUAACUGUUCAGCUCCAAAAGUCGAACGAAGAACGUGACAGGUUGGAUUUGGUUUUAAAACGUAUCACAAAUGUUAUGCAAGACGAAUUGUCAUCUGCUUUCGUGCCAGAGUCAUCUGAAGAUCAAAUUCUGGAUACAUUGACCACCAAUCUAAAUGAAUUGAAGGAGCUCAAGGAGAAGUGCAAUCAGUUGGAAUGUGAUAAGAAAAACAAUGAAAAGCUAAUUUCGACGCUAAGAGGUGAAUCUCAAAUGUUGUCCGAACGGCUAUCGCUCUUACAAUCUGAGGAAAAACAAUCAAAAGAUCAGCUUGAAAACGAAAAGUCGAACAAUGUGCAAUUAACUCAACUCAUCGAAGAAUUAAAUCAGAAAUUGGCGGAACAUGAAAAACGCGAAAAGCUUUUGAACGAACAAACAGAAGAGUGGAACGAAAUCAAAUCGAAACAACGGAAUGAAAUCACUCGUUUACAGCAGAUGGUUGCCGCCAACGCUAGUUCAGGCACUGAACUAACAUUGAAAAUGAACAAAGAAAUCGAAGAGGUGAACGGGAAAUUGCGUGAGGCGCUAGCUCAAUGUGACACAAUCAAGGCACAAAGUGAAUCAACAAAGGUAUUGUUGACCGCUAAAGAGCAAGAGCUCAAACAGAAUGAGUUGAAGUUUGAAGAAAAGUUGAAGGAAGUUUCGAGUCUAGAAAAUGUGAUUCAAUCGACCAAAACUGAACUAGAAACAUUGCAUCAACAACUUAGCCAAAUGAAGAAAACACAAGAGCAAAGUGACAGUCAUAUGAAAUUAAUCGAGGAAACCAUCAUCGCCAAAGACACUGAGAUUCAAGAUCUACGAAAUAAAAUCACAUCACUCAAAGCAAAUUUGGAUGAAUACGCACAAAAUCAAACAAAACUAGAAGAAACGACUCAACAGCUCAUGCAAAAAGAGAAUCAGCUGGAAAGUGCUAAUGUGGAAAUUGCCGAACUCAAGGUAAACUACGAGAAUUUGCAAAAGCAGACUCAAGAUAAUCUUGUCGAAAAUCAACGGAAAAUUGGCGAAGUUGAACAAAUUAUUGCUAAUCACGAGCGAUCUAAAGACGUUCAACUCGAGAAAAUUCGGCAAGAAUUCAGCGAAUUACUCACAGAGAAGGAGGCACAACUGAAGAGCUCAUCUGAUGAAAUCGCACAACUAAAAGAAACUGUUAGUCAUAGUGAGAUUGUAAAAAAGGGUCACAUGGAAAUUUACGCCGAGAAGGAACGGAUAAUCAGUGAGCUAAAGAAAACACUUGAAUCGAAGAUUGAAAUGCACGAAAAUUUGGACAAGAAACACAAAGAAGAGGUCAACCAAAUUCAACGUAAAUUUGAGGAUAAACUCGCACAGAAAGAGCAAGAAUCGAAGAUUGCAUCGAAUAAAAUCGUUGAACUCGAAAACCAUAUUGCCAAUCAUUUGGUUAGUCAACAGCGUCUAGAUUCAAUUCAGCGGGAUUUAACCGAUAAAUUGGAAGAAAAAGAAGCAAAACUGAAGGAAAGUAUAGAGACUUUGAUGAAGAAUGAUGACAAAAUCACUAAACUCCAAGUAAUCAUCGAUAAAUAUGAGAUGGCAAUGAAGGAAAGUAAACAAAACUUGGCCAAAAAUGAACAAGAAAAGACCAAGCUCAAGGAAACCAUUGCCGAUUAUGAGCGCUCUAACAAGCGAAAUCAAGAGGAACGCAUCCAAAUGCAGUGUGCGCUUAAAGAUCAGCUAGCACAAAAAGAAAAGGAGCUGAAGAAAGCAUCAGAUGAAAUUGCUGAGCUCAAGGACAUUGUUGGCAAUUACGAACGCAUGAAGAAGGACAACCAAGGAAAAUUCGGUGAGCUUCAGCAUAAAAUUACCGUUUUGGAAGAAGAGCAAGAAUGUCUGGAAAAACUCAACAAGAAACUUCAAUCCCAAAUCGAAAGUCAAACAGAGGAAUUGAACGAUGUUCAAAGACAGCUCACCACCAUGAAGCAGUCGAAGGAAAAAAUAGAAUUCGAAAAGCAAAAAUUGGUUGAGGAAAUGAAUGCAAUUCAAAAUAAAAGACAUGGAAGCCAUUCAUCAGAUGCAUGGCAAUUGCAGAGCCCAAGACGUCGUGAUAAUCGAGAUGUGGAUAUCGAAAGUCUGCUAAAUGAAAACCGAACAUUGAAAUCGAUGCAAACAGUGCUUGAAAAUGAGGUGCAGGAGCUCAGAAAAUCCACAAGUACGGUUCGAAAAAUCAAACGUCAGAGCAUCCAUGACGACACUCGUCGCAUGUCUGGUUUUGACUCAACCAUGAUCGAUCUUGGAACACAAACCGAUCCAGUUGAUGAGAAAUGUUCCUGCAGCGAUAUGGCAAAACAAAUCAUCAAACUGAGACAAGAGAUAGUUAUUAUCGAGGCAAAAUACGCAACGUUCCGUUUAAGUACCGGUGUCGAUGAUCUGCAAGCCGAAGUCAAGACAUUGAAGACCGAACUAUCGACAACUAAAUCGAAACUAAGCCGACUUAAUAUCGACUACGAAAAUCUCUUGGAUAAGCACGAAAAACUGAAGCUGAAAAGUGUCAUUGCCCUACAAAAAACAGCAUCAUCGGAUGUCGCUGUUCAGACGGACGUUCCAAAGUCUGGUGCAACAUUUGUGGACCAAAUGGAUUGGGAUAAAGUCAACAGAAGAGCCGCGAAGUACAAAAAAGGUUACGAGGACUUAGUGAAUGUCCACAAUCAAUUGAAGGCUAAAUUUGAGCAAUUGAAACGUGAAUGCGAAGAAAAAUCAACGAAAAGUGUAGAGGCAGCGGCUCUGUUGGAUGAAAUACAGCCAAAAUAUGUUCACAUGAAACGUCUUUGCACUACUCGUUGGGAUCAAAUCCAAGAGUUCCAGCGAAAAAUGGCCAAUUUUGAAAAGAAUGAAGCGGAAUUGAAGUCGGAGACAGACGCCCUGAAAAAGCAACUCAAAGAAGUUUCCGAAGAAGUGGUUCGCUUUAAGCGUAAAUACGAAAAUGCCAAGGGCAUUUGCGAUAAGAGAAGAAUCGAAAUCGAAAGACUGACGAAACAAAUAAGCGAUGGUACUCAAAAUAAUGAAAACGUUCCGGUCAACCAAUAAUUAGCAUCCUGUCCAGCUGCACUUGCAAAUCUUUCUAUUAGUUUUUUUUUAUGAACACAACUAUGUAAUUUUAUGAUGAUAUGAAAAUACUAUUUUUUUUUAUUUAAGUGCACUUGAAUUAAAUUAGAUUUGUAGCAAUAAGACAAAAACAAUGAAAUAAAAAAAAUCGUUCCAAUAUAAAUCAAAGAGAUUGAAAUAAA